UCGUAUAGUAGUGUAUAUUAUAGAUAUCAAUAAUUUCAAAUUUAUGUCGCACAUAACUAUUAUUAAAUGUAUUUAAUAUAAUUAAGACGUGAUAUCGGUUUGGUUUGCAAACUUUGCAGGUCACCGGGUCAAUGGCCAACCCAGUGCCUCUGUUGUGCGAAUCUCUAGUUAUUUUAUUGCUUAUUUAAUUUUAUUAUUUUAAUUAUAGUAAUGAAUUGACAAUGUUGCAACAAAAAUGUAGAUACAACUUUACUGACAAUCAUUUAUUGAAAAAAUUACAAUUGAAUAGCAUACACUAUUAUAUUGGCUAUACCCAGAUUCAGCUUGUAACGGUGAACUUCCCGGGAAAAGUCUUGCAUUUUAUUAAACUUAUAAAGCUUUUCUAUAGCUUUAAUUCCAGUUUAGCAACUUGAGAAUUGCGGUUAAUCGGAACCGAUGUAGCUGUUGUAGCUGGAUGUACCGCUAUCUGGGCGAAUAAAUAAAAGAUGCAACGGAGAGCGAGUACAUAGCGGACCCCAAGUCGGCGGGCGUGAGUCAGUGCGUCAGCAGACACCUUUCGCGAUGGUCAACUAUCGACGAGUAGUGUAUGAGGUAGCGGCGUUGGGCGCGUUAUUGGCGCUCGCUGCGGCAGCUCCACUUAAUUCUGACUGUAAGGAAGAAUACAAUCAGAGUCAGAAUGGAACGGAAAAUUUUCGGGUUCACGUAAACGGGCUAGUCAUCGCCAUGAUGCCGGCCGAGUCGUUUGCCGAAUCAUUGUUGUCGGCGAUGCCCGACUUAGAAGAGCUGUUGGAGUCUGAAGGGAUUAAUCAGUUGCAACAACAAAAGCCGAAACCUCCGAUGGUCACCUCUCCGCCUAAGCCUGAAGAAAAACCUCAAACGGAGUCCGAAGUUUUGGCCACAUCUGAAAAUCCAAAGCCUACAGAAUCGGCGGCGCCUUUGAGCGAUGUCUCCAUAAAAUCAGAUACACCACACAAUAAAGAAGCGUCCGUAAAUAAACAAAAACGACCACAAAGGCUGAAAUCAAUGCUGGCUAGUUUGUUGCUGCCCCUGAUGCGUAAGAACAGACAUCACUAAAGAAAAACAAUGUUGCUAAGGCAACUAUCGCUACACAAAUCACUGGAGGAAGAUUUAGGAAGUGAUACAGAAUGCAUUUAUUAGCAAUAAGUUAACAUAAGAUAUUAUAUGAUUGUUUCGUUGAAAAUAAAUAUUCAUUCGUAUUUAAAAAUCCUAA
This is a messenger RNA of Bombyx mori (domestic silkworm), 1231 nucleotides long. RefSeq lists its product as uncharacterized. Bases 562 to 1074 code for a protein of 170 amino acids. Lineage: Eukaryota; Metazoa; Arthropoda; Insecta; Lepidoptera; Bombycidae. The transcript has 2 exons. The record is from RefSeq and is a predicted model, not a curated record.